CGCGCGCUACUACAGAAUACCGACUCGUGGUAAAGUAGAAGUUACCGACCGUCUAUCUAAUAGAAGUUUAGUAUUACCGACAUUCGAUAACACAGUUAGAUAGUAAUUUUUCUUACAAGAUGUUCAUUCUAUCAAAUAUUUUGUUUAUGGUGUAAUAUGUCGCGGUAGUGAAAGGAAACAUUAUUUUGAAUAAACUUAAAGUAUGCUGUGAAAAAAAUUAAACAUGGCGGAUGAGGAUGUAAAUGGAGAUUCGGAUGAGGUACAGCAAGAAAAGUCACAGAAAAAAGCUGCCAAAUAUGAUAGCGGUGCUGCAGAUUUGGAAAGGGUUACCGAUUACGCGGAGGAAAAGGAAAUAUCAUCGUCCGAUGGAUUUUCAUGCGCACUCAGUAUAAUUGGUGAUCGACGUAACAAAGAAGCUGCUGAAAAGAAAGCAAAGGAGAAAGAACUUCUAAAGGUUUCCAUCAAAAAGGAAGAUGUUGAUCUAAUUAUGAAAGAAAUGGAAAUAAAUCGUCAUUUAGCAGAACAAACGCUGAGAGAACACAGGGGUGAUGUCGUUGAAGCAUUGAUAACAUUAACAAAUUGACGAUUAAAUAAUAGUGUGCUAAUUUGCAAAAACAUUUCAUCACAAUUUCUUAAAUACAAAUUGUAAAAUAUUAAAUAUAGAACAUUAUUACUCUA
Polistes dominula (European paper wasp) is the source of this 678-nucleotide messenger RNA. Its product is annotated as huntingtin-interacting protein K. The record is from RefSeq and is a predicted model, not a curated record. Lineage: Eukaryota; Metazoa; Arthropoda; Insecta; Hymenoptera; Vespidae. Gene Ontology annotation, biological process: protein stabilization; negative regulation of apoptotic process.